UGAAUGGCUCCAAAGCUGCUGCCACCUCGGAGGCGCACGGGCUGUUCUUUCCACUGACACUUUCUCAUCUUGAAAAUGUGACUUUUUUUCUUUUCUUUUUUCUUUUCUUUUACUUUUUUUUUUUGCAUUGAUUCGAUUUCAGACAUCAGUUUCGUGUUUGUUUUACCCAAAAUGGAGUGACGCGCAGUGGAUCGAGCUGGGGAUCAAAGUUGGGCUGCGCGCUGGGAUGGCACGUCGGUGGUGGUGGUGUUGGUGGUUUGCCCGCUUGGACGGAGGCUCUUUCAGUCUGCCAUGGUCUCAGUGUUCGGGGUGAGUCCGCCUGGGGAACGAUGGAGCAGAGGAAAAGACUUUUCUACUAUAUUUUCUUCGCGCCGCUGCUCUGGCUCAGCUCGUCCCAAGUCCUCCGAAUCGGCGGCAUUUUCGAGACCAGGGAAAGUGAGUUAGUGAGUAUGGAUGAGCUGGCUUUCAAGUUUGCUGUGAACAACAUAAACCGCAACAAGACUUUGAUGCCAAACGCAACCCUCACCUACGACAUCCAGCGUAUCAACGUCUUUGAUGGCUUCGAGGCUUCCAGAAGAGCAUGUGACCAGCUGGCUCUCGGGGUGAUUGCUGUGUUCGGCCCCUCCCACAGCUCCUCUGUCAGCGCGGUCCAGUCCAUCUGCAACGCCCUGGAAGUCCCUCACAUACAGACCCGCUGGAAGCACCCGUCUGUGGACAACAAGGACACGUUCUUCAUCAACCUGUACCCUGAGUACACCGCCCUCGCCAGGGCCAUCCUGGACGUGGUGACCUUUUUCAAAUGGAGAAAACUGACCGUGGUUUAUGAGGACAGCACAGGUUUAAUGAGGAUGCAGGAGCUGAUCAAGGCUCCAGCAAAGUUAAACUUAAAGAUCCGGAUCCGUCAGCUCACCCCGGGUAACCAGGACGCUCGGCCRCUGCUUAAAGAACUGAAGAAAGACCGAGAGUUUUUUAUUAUCUUUGACUGUUCUUAUCGCAUGGCUUCUGAACUUCUAAAGCAGCUUUCAUCGAUGGGAAUGAUGACAGAGUAUUAUCACUUUUUCUUCACAACUUUGGAUUUGUUCGCUCUGGAUCUGGAGCCAUACCGUUACAGUGGGGUCAACAUGACGGGGUUCAGGCUGCUGAACUUUGAUGACCCCUGGGUGGCCGCCACCAUCGAUAAGUGGGCCAUGGACAGGGUGCAGGGUCCCAAACAGGAGAGUGGCCUGUUGGAUGGAGUCAUGACUACAGAUGCAGCCUUGAUGUUCGAUGCCGUGCACAUGGUGGCGGUUGCGUCCCAGCGGGCCACUCAGAUGACCGUCAGCUCGCUGCAGUGUCACCGCCACAAGCCGUGGCGCUUCGGACCUCGCUUCAUGAACUUGUUCAAAGAGGCCCAGUGGGACGGACUGACGGGGCACAUUGUUCUAAAUAAGACAGAUGGCCUGAGGAGAGACUUUGAUUUGGACAUCAUCAGCCUCCAAGAGGACGGCACUGCCAGAUUUAUAACGGAGAGCACAAGCCGCCUCACAAAAAGGUGGAUCAAGGUUGCUGUGUGGAAUUCAUACAGAGGCAUGACCUUGAUGGAAAAGCCCAACAGAGACAAGAACAACAACGUGACAGACUCUAUGGCAAACAGGACUCUGAUUGUCWCUACAAUUCUGGAAAAUCCAUAUGUGAUGGCCAAAAAGUCAGAGAAGGAGCUGGUUGGAAAUGAUCGCUAUGAGGGAUAYUGCAUGGACCUUUUAAAAGAACUCUCCAACAUCUUGGGUUUCACGUAUGAAGUCCGACUGGUCGGUGAUGGUAAAUAUGGAGCCCAGAACGACAAGGGAGAGUGGAACGGAAUGGUCCGAGAGYUGAUCGAUCAUGUUGCAGACCUUGCUGUGGCUCCUCUGACCAUCACGUACGUUCGGGAGAAAGUGAUCGACUUCUCCAAGCCCUUCAUGACUUUAGGUAUCAGCAUCCUGUACCGGAAACCAAAUGGUACCAAUCCAGGUGUGUUCUCCUUCUUAAACCCUUUGUCUCCGGACAUCUGGAUGUACGUGCUGUUAGCCUGCACUGGGGUCAGCUGCGUUCUCUUUGUCAUUGCCAGGAUCAGAGGUGAUGCCUAAGGCUCUGUCUACACGCAUAGUUGGAGGUAUUUGGUGGUUUUUCACUUUGAUCAUCAUCUCCUCCUAUACGGCCAACUUGGCCGCCUUCCUCACUGUGGAAAGAAUGGAUGCCCCCAUUGACUCUGCAGAUGACCUCGCUAAACAAACAAGAAUUGAGUAUGGAGCAGUGCGAGAUGGAUCGACCAUGACUUUCUUUAAGAAAUCAAAGAUCUCCACCUAUGAGAAGAUGUGGGCCUUCAUGAGCAGCAGAAAGACUGCAUUAGUUAAGAACAACAAAGAAGGGAUCACACGGGUCUUGACAACAGACUACGCCAUGCUAAUGGAGUCUACCAGUAUUGAGUACAUCAGCCAGAGAAACUGCAACCUGACACAGAUCGGAGGUCUCAUUGAUUCCAAGGGCUACGGAGUGGGAACACCUAUUGGUUCUCCAUACAGGGAUAAAGUCACAAUCGCCAUCCUUCAGCUGCAGGAGGAAGGGAAGCUCCACAUGAUGAAGGAGAAGUGGUGGAGAGGAAACGGUUGUCCAGAGGAGGACAACAAAGAGGCCAGCGCUCUGGGUGUGGAGAACAUCGGAGGCAUCUUCAUAGUUCUGGCUGCAGGUCUGGUUCUGUCUGUUUUCGUGGCCAUCGGCGAGUUCAUUUACAAGGCCCGCAGGAACGCCGACAUCGAGGAGUGCAUGUCCUUUAGUGCUGUGAUGGAGGAGUUGGGCAUAUCCCUGCAGUGCUACAAAGGCAUCCGAAGCAGGUCGCGACCACACAGUGCAGCCAGGUCCCCCUGCGUCUUCUGUCAGCCCAAACGGGGUGCGAAAAAAGAUGGAGGAAGACGAGACUCCAGCACAUAAACUGCGGAUAAACGUGAUGAAAUUAGUAAAACAGAUCUAUAUAAAUUUUGUUCCUCUUCUUAUUGUAGAUUGUGUGAAUUAACGACUCUACAGUAGAAAUACUGUUACAGAAUCAAAGCCCUAUUUGAAUAUUGUGUUAAAACAGGUGAUGACUGUAAGACUAAAAUGUGGUUUUUAGCUGCAGUUUCCAGAGCUGAAUCUGCAAACUUUCUAAACUGCCCCACACUGUGUGACUGUACAACAGCUUUACAAAUGUUCAGAAUAAUAAUAAAAACAGAAUUUUUUUGCAUUUCUCAAA
Messenger RNA from Austrofundulus limnaeus, 3244 nucleotides. RefSeq names its product glutamate receptor ionotropic, kainate 1. Gene Ontology annotation, biological process: monoatomic ion transport. Gene Ontology annotation, cellular component: membrane. Gene Ontology annotation, molecular function: signaling receptor activity; ligand-gated monoatomic ion channel activity. Lineage: Eukaryota; Metazoa; Chordata; Actinopteri; Cyprinodontiformes; Rivulidae. The record is from RefSeq and is a predicted model, not a curated record.